Messenger RNA from Prorocentrum cordatum, 1073 nucleotides. Lineage: Eukaryota; Dinophyceae; Prorocentrales; Prorocentraceae. The record is from the annotation of a GenBank genome assembly.
GCCUGGCGGCACCGCCAGUCGCGCCCGUUCGCCGCCGCUGGGCCGUGCUCCGGGCUGCCUCGCGGUGGCUGCUGCUCCUGAGCGUCGUCCGGGCGAAGGCCAGCGCCUUCCAGGUGAUAAACGCCUUCAUGCGCGACAUUAGCGAGUGGACCCGCGUCAGGGUUGCAAUCAAAACGUUCAACGCGGCCGUGAGGCUAUUGCAGAAUAGGUGUCGCGAGUUCGUCGCGUUCAAGAGGAGGCGCGUGGAAAUCAUGGAGAAGAUUUGGCAGACUGCCGAGGACAGACUUCUUUCAGGUUUCUUCAAAAAGCACGCUCAGAAUGUCAUGAAGGCCUUCAAGGAUGAUAUAGAAAAAGAAAUCGAGACCGCCAGUGCCCGUGAGCAGGUGAAUUUGAGGAAGCAGCUGAACGAGAUGAAUUAUAGCUUCGACUGGAGGAAUUACCGCAUUCCUCCUGUGGAAAGGAGACGCGCAAUUAGCCGCUACUACAUGAACACGCUGAGAAAGCGCGUGCAGAACGAGGUGCUCAAUUCCAUGAGGCUCAAGGCGUUGAUGGGCACGCAGCGCGAGAUUAUGCAUUACCUCGCAGAGUUCCAGCCGAGCGCCCGCACGGACUUCAAACCCUACCUGCGUUCGGUCCUGGAGGGGCUCGACGAGAUCGGCCAGGAGGAGUCUGCGAAUGUUUUAUUAUCCGACUGGUGGGUGCUUGGAGAAGACGUGGCAAUUGAUCUGAUUGCAGUGACGGCGCGAGAUCUCAUCCAGGUGGAUCCUUUUCAGGGGCAUCCGGCCAACAAGGACCUCCCUGGCAACGUGCUGUACGCCAAGGCCACGUCAUUCGCGCGGACUGGCAGUAUCACCUACGCGGCAACGCGGUCGAGAAGAGCCACCAUCCACGGGAACGAGGAUGACACGAAGGCGGACGCGCAGAGUACGCAGCCUGGAAUGGACCGCCCUCCUGCCAUUGGCCGAGAUCUUGAAGACAUCUUCAACGGUUUCACGCCGCAGCUUGGGGCUUUCGGAGACGAGCACACUGUCGCGAAUACGCGCAAUGUGGCGGGUGACCAGUCGCUCGCCUGA